AUGGGAGACUACAAGCCAGAUGCAGUUAUUUCCCCGGUACCGGCAACGAUCGGAGAUCCGACGCAGAAGGAUACUCCUCAAAACCACAGUUCCGUUCUUUAUCAUCAGCUUCGUCAGAAGCCACUCAACAUAGUUGGAGGCCGGGGAAGUUACCUUGUAACCGAUUCAGGUCAAGAAAUCCUCGAUGCGACCUGCGGUGCCGCUGUUGCCUGUCUGGGCUACGGUGACAGCCGUGUGCAUGAAGCUAUUAUGGAGCAGUUGCAGAAAGUGCCUUACUGUUACUCUCUCUACUUCACUAAUAGCGCGGCCGAAGAGCUUUCCCAAAUUCUGGUGGACUCAACAGGAGGAAAGUUGUCUCGUGCCUUCAUUGUGAGCUCAGGAACCGAGGCAGUGGAGGCUUCUCUCAAGAUGGCAGUGCAAUAUUACAUGGAGCUCCCUGUUCCACAGCCACAGCGAUGUAAUUUCAUUGCACGCAAGCAGUCAUACCACGGCAAUACCCUUGGGUCGCUCUCUGUGGGUCACCAUGUGGGACGCAGGGCGCUCUAUGAGAAGGUCUUGGCGAAGAAUGUCCACCACGUGUCGCAGUGUUAUCCUUACCGCGAAAUGAAAGAUGGGGAAACGGUUGAAGCCUACGUUGCCAGACUUGCUCAAGAAUUAGAGGAUAAGUUUCAGCAGCUGGGUCCAGAUACUGUGUGUGCAUUCGUAGCAGAGACAAUGACUGGCACUACAUUGGGAUGUGUACCUCCUCUUCCAGGGUACUUGAAAGCCAUGAAAGAAGUCUGCGAGAGACACGGCGCCUUAUUGAUAUUAGAUGAGGUGAUGUGUGGCAUCGGUCGAUCGGGCACCCUCCAUGCAUGGGAGCAAGAAGGUGUAGUUCCUGACCUGCAGACCAUGGCUAAAGGCCUUGGGGCUGGCUACGCUCCAAUUGCCGCCCUUCUCGUGAAUCAGCAUGUUGUAGACACUUUGACGCGAGGCACGGGGGCUUUCUCUCAUAGCCAGACCUAUCAGGGUCACCCUGUCUCAUGUGCUGCAGCCUGCAGGGUCCAAAAAAUUAUUCAAGAGGACAACUUGCUCGUCAAUGUUCGCGAAAUGGGCGAAUAUCUCGGUCAGCUUCUCCAUGAAACAUUUGAAGCCAAUCCUCACGUUGGGGACAUUCGUGGAAGAGGGCUGUUCUGGGCACUUGAGUUCGUACAAAAUAAGGAAACAAAAGAGCCUUACCCUCCAUCUGAGGCUAUCGCUUGGACAGUUCACAAAACUGGUCUCAAGCCAGAAUAUUCCAUCUCGUUGAUGCCCGGAAAUGGUGGUAUAGAUGGUAUCAGUGGCGAUCAUAUUUGCCUUGCACCCCCGUAUAACAGCACCAGGGCCGAGAUCGAGAUGAUCGUUGACCGCGCCUCUCGGGUUAUUCAGGAAGUGCUGGGAUGA
Penicillium canariense is the source of this 1422-nucleotide messenger RNA. RefSeq lists its product as uncharacterized. NCBI's taxonomy places the organism in Eukaryota, Fungi, Ascomycota, Eurotiomycetes, Eurotiales, Aspergillaceae. The coding region runs from base 1 to 1422 and encodes 473 amino acids. The transcript has 4 exons. Gene Ontology annotation, cellular component: cytosol. Gene Ontology annotation, molecular function: transaminase activity; pyridoxal phosphate binding. The record is from RefSeq and is a predicted model, not a curated record.